This is a messenger RNA of Mangifera indica (mango), 1356 nucleotides long. RefSeq names its product phosphatidylinositol transfer protein 3-like. Bases 273 to 1133 code for a protein of 286 amino acids. The record is from RefSeq and is a predicted model, not a curated record. NCBI's taxonomy places the organism in Eukaryota, Viridiplantae, Streptophyta, Magnoliopsida, Sapindales, Anacardiaceae. The transcript is spliced from 6 exons. Gene Ontology annotation, molecular function: phosphatidylinositol transfer activity.
UUGACAUAGCCACUGCUGAGCAUGAGAUUUGUAUGCGUAUGGACACUACAGUCUCAAUAGCUGGAAGUUACUCUUGGUAAAGUCAAGUGACGCUUGAGCGAAUUCUCCCUCCUUUUCAUCCUCUUUCGUGUCUAUUUCUGCUCUGCGAUAACUUUCUCUUGUUAAAGCAUCUAUAUCUUUCUGCCUCUUUUUGGUUCACCCCACAUCACAAAAUAUUUUCUUCUCAGUUGUCUUCCGGAAAAUAUUCAAGGCAGAUUGCUUCACGGGUAAGCAUGUUUCUUCGGAAAAGGCAAUCUCAUAAUCUUCAGGAGAAUGGUUCUGAAGAGCGUGAAGCCAAGGUGAAAGAACUCAGAGCCGCCCUUGGACCUCUAUCUGGACGAAGUUUGAAGUUUUGCACUGAUGGAUGCCUCAGGAGAUAUUUGGAAGCUCGAUCCUGGAAUGUUGAGAAGGCAAGAAAAAUGCUGGAAGAGACACUCAAGUGGAGAUCAUCUUAUAAGCCUGAAGAGAUUCGUUGGAAUGAAGUAGCCCAUGAAGGUGAAACUGGGAAAGUAUCCAGAGCAAAUUUUCAUGAUCUAUAUGGAAGGACUGUGCUUAUAAUGAGGCCUGGGAAGCAGAACACGUCAUCUGGCGAAGGAAAUGUCAAGCUUCUGGUGUAUAUUCUUGAAAAUUCUAUCCUUAAUCUUGCCGAGGGCCAAGAACAGAUGUCCUGGUUGAUUGAUUUUACCGGGUGGACGGUGAACACCAACAUCACCAUCAAGACAAUUCGAGAAAUAAUUUACAUUUUACAGAACCACUACCCAGAAAGGCUAGCGAUUUCCAUUCUCUAUAAGCCUCCAAGGUUUUUUGAAUCAAUUUGGAAGGUGAUCAAGUACUUUCUGGACCCAAAAACAUCUGAGAAGUUGAAGUUUGUCUACACAGGUGAUAAAAGUAGUGAGGAGUUCAUGAAGUCAUUGUUUGAUGUUGAAAAUCUUCCGCGUGAGUUUGGAGGACAAGCCACACUGAACUAUGACCACGAGGAUUUCUCCCGAUUGAUGGCCCAGGACGAUGUGAAGACUGCUAAGUUCUGGGGAUUUGAUGAGAAGCCCUUCCAAGUUAUGAAGAACCAUUCAGAGACUGAGGUGGCGCCAGUGUGACCCAGUUCACCUGCCACAGGAUAUCUAUGAAACUCAGAAAUGACAAAUGCAGCAGCCUGGAAUUGGUCAUUUGAUGCAAAUUAUAGUUAGUGUCUAAUUUGCUAAUACACCUGUAAUUGAUAUCCAGUUUCUUGCUGAGGCGAGAAAAGGCUUGUUUGUGUCUAAUGAAAUAAUGGUUAUCAGACCCGUUCAGCUCUACAUUAUACAUCAAAACGUUCAAAUA